Daucus carota subsp. sativus is the source of this 1338-nucleotide messenger RNA. RefSeq names its product GDSL esterase/lipase At1g29670-like. The record is from RefSeq and is a predicted model, not a curated record. NCBI's taxonomy places the organism in Eukaryota, Viridiplantae, Streptophyta, Magnoliopsida, Apiales, Apiaceae. Bases 95 to 1174 code for a protein of 359 amino acids. The transcript is spliced from 5 exons. Gene Ontology annotation, molecular function: hydrolase activity, acting on ester bonds.
CCAGCUAAAUAAAUAUCCAACCAGCACACUACAACCAGGUUCCAUAUCUCCCUUUGCACGACUUGAGCUCCCUCAUUUUUCAAUUUCUAUCCCAAUGGCAAGCGGCUUUAGCUUAUGGCGUUGCAUGCCAUUAAUAGCAAUGUUUUGCAGUCUGAAUAUACUGAUUUUGGUCAGUUGUGAACCGAAAGUACCCUGUUUCUUUAUUUUCGGAGACUCGUUGAUGGACAAUGGCAACAACAAUGAUCUCGACACUCAGGCAAAGGUUAAUUAUCCUCCCUAUGGCGUCGAUUUUACUGACGGACCGACAGGAAGGUUUACCAACGGCAUGAACCAAGCAGAUUUUCUAAGUCAAUUUUUAGGUUUCGAUAACUUUAGGCCUCCCUUUGCUAGAGCUAGUGGCUCUGAGAUGGUCCAAGGAGUCAAUUAUGCUUCGGGAGGAUCUGGGAUUCGUGGCGAAAGUGGCUCAAACUUGGGUGAAGUUAUUAGCUUAGACCAGCAAUUAGGCAAUCACCAAACUACGAUUUCAAAAAUCGUGAGCCUACAGGGGAAUAAUGCGAGUUAUACUGGAGAGUACUUAAAGAAGUGCAUUUACGCAGUUGGGUCGGGGAGUAAUGAUUAUAUCAACAACUACUUCAUGCCAGAUUUCUUCCCAGAAACUAGCCAAUAUACACCGGAACAGUAUGCAGAUUUGCUUAUACAACAGUAUGCCUCACAAAUAAAGGUUUUGUACAACUCCGGAGCAAGGAAGAUUGCUUUGUUUGGACUUGGACCUAUAGGUUGUACACCAGAGGAGAUUAGGACCUUCCCAAGAAAUCUAUCAGGCUGCGUAGACAAUCUAAACAACGCGGUGGCUCAGUUCAACAACAGAAUGAAGCCACUUGUUGAUGGCCUUAACGCGAAUCUGAGUGAUGCACAUGUUACCUACGUUAACAUAUCCAACUUCUCACCACAGAUCGGACUUUUGAGCUUUCCAUGUUGUGAAACAUCCACAACAUUUGGUAAGGGACAGUGUGUGCCAAACCAGAAGCCUUGCCUUGUCAGAACCUUGAGAGCUUUCUACGAUGGAUUUCAUCCAACUGAGACAGGACAUCUGUUGUUUGCAGGAAGAGCAUACACAGCCAUAACGCCGUUUGAUGAUUAUCCUAUAGACAUUCGUCACUUAGCAGAAUUAUAAUUUGUAACAUGUACAUUACAACUAUUUAUCAUUGAUACGUAAAGAAGAAUGAUUUGGUCUAAUUAAUUGGAUUCCAUGCAAGAAUUCUUGAAGGACCAACAGAUAAGUUGUAAUUAGGAAUAAACCUUUAUUUACAAUUCAUUGUCUUUUUUCUUUUCUUUUUA